Messenger RNA from Mytilus californianus (California mussel), 2127 nucleotides. Its product is annotated as methanethiol oxidase-like. Gene Ontology annotation, molecular function: selenium binding. Bases 119 to 1558 code for a protein of 479 amino acids. NCBI's taxonomy places the organism in Eukaryota, Metazoa, Mollusca, Bivalvia, Mytilida, Mytilidae. The transcript has 11 exons. The record is from RefSeq and is a predicted model, not a curated record.
AAACGACACAGGUAAUAUUUGUUUUAGUUUUAACUUAUCAACUAUACACGGAUCUAUGUACAAUCACGUGUAGUCCGUGUGUGUAGUAAGACAGAUAUUUCCUUACACAGUGCACAAUAUGGCUUGUUGUGGAGGACCUGGAUAUGCCUCACCACUUUCUGCCAUGCGGAGUGGGGCUAGGGAAACUUUGGUAUAUAUUCCCUGUAUCAUCCCACCAAGCAGACGAAAUGUUGAGCCAGAUUACCUGGUAACAGUAGAUGUUGAUCCAAAAUCACCUACUUACUGCAAGGUUGUCCACAGACUGCACAUGCCAAAUGUAGCGGACGAACUUCAUCAUUCAGGAUGGAAUGCAUGUUCCAGUUGUCAUGACGAUCCAUCAAGAUCUAGAAAUCGACUUAUUCUGCCAUCAGUAAACAGUAGCAGAAUAUAUGUGGUUGACACAGGAACAAAUCCAAGGAAACCUUCACUAGACACGAGUAUUGAGCCAUGGGAGAUGACAGAAAAAUGUGGCAUGUCAGCUCCUCACACAACACAUUGUCUUGGUUCCGGUGAUAUAAUGAUCAGCUGUAUGGGAGAUCCAAAAGGAGACGCCAAAGGUGGUUUUGUUUUGGUCGACGGCAAAAGUUUUUCAAUUAAGAAAAAAUGGGAACGUGAAUCUAUUGAAAUGGGUUAUGAUUUUUGGUAUCAGCCGUAUCAUAACGUUAUGAUCAGUACUGAGUGGGGUUCACCAAAAGCAUUUAGGAGCGGAUUCAAUCCUGCGCAUGUGACACAAGGGUUAUAUGGACGAAGUUUGAACGUGUGGGAUUGGCAAAAACAUGAAAGAAUUCAAAGAAUUGACCUUGGAGACGAAGGUUGGAUCCCACUCGAGAUAAGAUUCCUUCAUGACCCGGAAGCAACAGAGGGUUUUGUUGGAUGUGCUCUUAGUACCAAUGUAUUUAGAUUCUGGAGAAAACCCGAUGGUAGAUGGGACGCUGAAAAAGUGAUUGAUGUUCCAUCUAAAAAAGUUCAGAAUUGGGCCCUACCGGAUAUGCCAGGUUUGAUCACAGACAUCUUGCUGUCAUUGGAUGAUAGGUUUAUAUACUUCAGUAAUUGGAUACAUGGUGACAUUAGGCAGUAUGACAUCACAGACAGACGCAAUCCAAAAUUAGUUGGUCAGGUUUGGCUUGGUGGAAGUAUCCAGAAUGGAGGCAAAGUAAAAGUUACAGAGGACAAAGAAAUGACAAGACAACCAGACCCAGUCUACGUGAAAGGGCGUUUGGUUAGAGGUGGUCCUCAGAUGAUUCAAUUGAGUUUGGAUGGAAAGAGGUUGUACGUAACAUCAUCUUUAUUCAGUUCCUGGGACCAACAGUUUUAUCCUGAAUUGAUUACGGAAGGUAGUCAGCUUUUUAAAAUUGAUGUUGACACAGUUAAUGGAGGUAUGACGUUGGAUAAGAAUUUCUUGGUUGACUUUGGAGAUGAACCAAACGGACCUGUUAUGGCACAUGAAGUCCGAUAUCCCGGAGGAGAUUGCAGUUCUGAUAUCUGGUUGGCCAGCACGGCUGGCAAAAAUAAGCUGUAAAAUUUUACGCAGACAUUUUACCUGACAUUCUUUGAUAGUUUAGAAGCAAAAGUUACUUUUUAUAAUUUAUAAAAUGAAAUUGCUGUUGCUUGUUAGAUAUAUAUUUUAUACAGAAGCUUUCAUAUUUUAAAAAUUAAGGGCCAAUGUAUGUUGUUGUAUGUAUUUGUUGCAACUAAAACUUUACAGGAUAAGUAUUUUUUUUCAAUAAAUUAAUUAUCAUUUUGUUUAACCCAGUAGUCACAUUUAUGUAUCGAAAUGCAGAAUAACUAACUUUGAAACGACACAGAAAUGAAAUUGAUGUUGCCUGUAACAUAUAUCAUUAUGUAAGGUCUAUUGUUGAUAUUUUUAUUUAGUGGCCAAUGCAUCUUCUAUUAUCUAAUUGUUGUAGAGUUAUCUUUACUGGAUAUAAUGUUUUUCAUAAAUUACAAAUUUUAUUUUUAUACUGUAUCGAAACACAAAGUAACUGAACAUAAAAAGUUAUUUAUAAAAAAUACAAUUAGAUUCUGAUGUUGUUUGUAUCGUAUAUUAUAUGACAUGUACAUUUAAAUACAUAAAAGAAGUAUUUUCAG